Molecule: messenger RNA, 561 nt
Organism: Phytophthora nicotianae INRA-310
Lineage: Eukaryota; Oomycota; Peronosporomycetes; Peronosporales; Peronosporaceae
Exons: 6
Coding region: 1-561 (186 amino acids)
Source: RefSeq, a predicted model, not a curated record
AUGGCUGGUGCACGUGGUGAACGCCGUGAGCAGCGCAUUAUAAGUGGAGGAACGCCGGGUCAAGACUACUUCAUGGGCAAGGAUCAAGUGCUCAAACACUAUGCGUCCGAGCAUUCUUUGAAUGUAGCUCCCUCCGACGAUGGCCCAGCUACGGAUGCUGAAGUUGCCGACAGUAUCCUCGGUCAGAGCUCGGUGCCACCCUCAGCAGACUCGACGUCGCUGACGCCCUCUACAGGAAGCGGCGCAGCCGAGCGUCGUGUAUCGAGUGACGACGAGAGGAUGCAUCAUUUGGUGCAACAGCCUCAACCUAAGGUUAUGAUGCCGAUGAAACCUUCGCCAGCGUACCUGACAAUGGAGUGGACUCGGACAACGGAUCGAAGGCGAGCAGCAUCAUGUCCAGUGAUUAAGAGGACGACCUCAACCAAAUGGAAGACGGUGAUGACCCGGAAGAGUUUGGUGACCUUGACUUCGGUGAAGAGCCAGCUGAAGACGAUAUUGUGGAUGAUGACGAGAUCAACGCUCCCGAAGGAGACACUGAUGAAGGGCAACGGGAAGGCGUAG